AAGCGGCGGCUCCGGUUGAAUUGCGGGUUCAAAAUCUAAACUGUAUCGGUUAAAUUUCGGAGAGUGAGUUUGAUCGAAUCCUUCCUUUACGGAUCAAUACAACCGAAUAUUGUCAUACCUGACUUCAUUAAACAAUCUACAAUGGCUCAUAAACAGAUCUACUACUCGGAUAAAUACACGGACGAUCUUUAUGAAUACCGACAUGUGGUGUUACCGCGAGAACUGGCCAAACAGGUGCCCAAAUCCCACCUGAUGACCGAGGACGAGUGGAGGAGGCUGGGCGUGCAGCAGUCGCUCGGAUGGGUCCAUUAUAUGAUCCAUGAACCAGAACCUCAUAUCCUGCUGUUUAGGAGACCGCUACCGAAACAAUAACAGUCAGAGAUUCUCGUCUCUUCUGGAACAUUCCUGCGGUUUUCGGUGAAUGCUAGAGAACUUAACCACGUUUCUGGACUCCUGUGACCAUGCUGCGGCAUUUCACUGCGAUUAUGGCCCGAACAGAAUCAAGUGAUUGUGGGAAAAAAAUGUAUUUUCAGUGAAAAUCUAAGGGCUCUUAACAAAACCAUGCGACUCAAGUGCCUCUCUGAGUGAAGCUGAACCUUUAAUAAAAGUCUGUGCUGCAUCAUCAGUGUUCAGAAACCUAAAUCAGUGUUUAAGUGGCUGAGCUAAAUUCAUUUUGGGGAUAGAAGAUGUAUUGUAUGCUAAAGGGAGAUCACUAGUUGACGUAUUGGCCAUUCUCAGGUUGAAAUUUUUCACUUGCAUUAAUUCUUCAGGGAAGGCGAUUGUAAUACUGUACAGAUGCUUCACAAAGUUUAAAAUGUGCUUAUAUCACAAAUAAAACUUUAAUAAGGUAGUUGUAGAAGAAGAGCCAUGUUGACAGCACUAUCAGCAACUGUGCUACUUAAGAACAGUUUAUAUGGAGAGAAAAAAAGGUUUUGACACUUUAUCAUAAAUUGCUUUUGAAGAAGAAUAAAAAAUGAUGACUGUGUACACUUGUUUGAUCCUUGCUGCUCUUUAUAAUAAAAAAUAUUAAAAUGCCA
Molecule: messenger RNA, 1037 nt
Organism: Cyprinus carpio (common carp)
Lineage: Eukaryota; Metazoa; Chordata; Actinopteri; Cypriniformes; Cyprinidae
Product: cyclin-dependent kinases regulatory subunit 2
Biological process (GO): regulation of mitotic cell cycle
Cellular component (GO): SCF ubiquitin ligase complex; cyclin-dependent protein kinase holoenzyme complex
Molecular function (GO): cyclin-dependent protein serine/threonine kinase activator activity; ubiquitin binding; histone binding
Source: RefSeq, a predicted model, not a curated record